This is a messenger RNA of Manduca sexta (tobacco hornworm), 939 nucleotides long. RefSeq names its product chymotrypsin-1-like. The record is from RefSeq and is a predicted model, not a curated record. NCBI's taxonomy places the organism in Eukaryota, Metazoa, Arthropoda, Insecta, Lepidoptera, Sphingidae. The coding region runs from base 31 to 879 and encodes 282 amino acids. The transcript is spliced from 5 exons. Gene Ontology annotation, biological process: proteolysis. Gene Ontology annotation, molecular function: serine-type endopeptidase activity.
CCAGUUAACCAGGUGUGGAGCGUAACCGACAUGGCCAUGAAACUUGUACUUCUUUUCGUCGCCGUUUUUGCGGGAUGCAAUGCAUUACCUCUUGAGGAGCCGGACCAGGACAUGUCCAUCUUCUUUGAGCAUGUGGACCCUAAUGCCCGCAUCGUAGGCGGCACCCAUGCCGCUGAAGGCUCUCAUCCCCACAUGGUUUCCAUAACCUUCGGCGCUAAUCUCAGGAACUUAGUUGGCAGCGGCUCCAUCCUCUCCCGCAGGACUAUCCUCACCGCUGGCCACUGCAUCGUGCCCAUGAUCAACGACUACGAGGAUACUCUUAGUAGUAACGCACACGCGACUGUUGGCACCAACCAGUGGUUCAGUGGUGGUCAGAUGUACUCUUACCAGGGAUACGUCGUCCACCCCGAAUACGGCUUUAUGAAGAAUGACAUCGGUAUGCUCUACACCACAACCGACAUCGUCUGGAACAACGUCGUCAGGCCUAUCGUUAUUAACUACGAUUGGAUCGGAGAAGGGAUGAACUGCAGGGUUGCUGGAUGGGGCAGAAUCAGGAACGGCGGUAUUAUCGCUCGCAACCUGCGCGAACUGAACGUGCAAACAGUCGACGGCAACCAUUGCAUCCGUGAAGUCGCCCGUGUCGCCGCCAUCCACAACAUGGGACCUACUAAUGUCGAUCCCAACAUAGAGAUCUGCGCCUUCAACUCUCGCAACCGUGGUGUUUGCAAUGGUGACUCCGGCAGCGCUCUGGUCCGCGUGGACCGCGGCCAGCAGAUCGGUCUCGUGUCUUGGGGUCUCCCGUGCGCCCUGGGCGCUCCCGACAUAUUCGUAAGGCUCAGCGCCUUCAGGAGCUGGAUCCAGAGCAACACCGUUAACUAAUCAGCUCUCUUUUUUUAUCAUCAAUCCUACGAUUACGUUUAAUAAAUGAUUUAAAAUUUA